Messenger RNA from Aquila chrysaetos chrysaetos, 8977 nucleotides. It is a transcript of the gene RP1, whose product is annotated as RP1 axonemal microtubule associated. Gene Ontology annotation, molecular function: protein binding. The transcript is spliced from 59 exons. Lineage: Eukaryota; Metazoa; Chordata; Aves; Accipitriformes; Accipitridae. The record is from RefSeq and is a predicted model, not a curated record. Gene Ontology annotation, biological process: intracellular signal transduction. The coding region runs from base 201 to 8684 and encodes 2827 amino acids.
UGAACCUGGUCUGGUGAUUAACAUUAGCUGAGAUUAAGCAAAUGGAUUAUGAUGUUUUUUCUAGCUGAGUGCACUUGGAAUAAGACUAAGGAUUUUCAUUUCAUAUGGCAUAGACAAUCACAUGUACAAUUUAUAAAUCUCUGAAAACAAUCUAACUACUCUUUUAUUUACAUAGGAUGUGACUGUGGAUUGCUGUCAAAAUGAGUGAAACACCUUCAACUAGUUAUUCAGUGAAUCAGCCAAACUCCUCCGAGAGUGAACAGAGUUUAUCCACGCGGCAUUUCAAUGUUACUGAACCUGUUGUGGCAAAACGGAUCUGUUUCUAUAAAAGUGGAGAUCCUCAGUUUAAUGGGAUCAAAAUGGUCAUUAAUAACCGGUCUUACAAAACAUUUGAUGCCCUGCUGGAUAGUUUAUCCAAACGGGUCCCAUUACCUUUUGGAGUAAGGAAUAUUAGUACACCAAAAGGGAGACACAGCAUUACCAAUUUGGAGGAUCUUGAAGAUGGAAAAUCUUAUAUUUGCUCCCAUCAGAGGAAAAUGAAGCCCAUCAACCUGGAACAGGCUAGCAAAAAGCCGCUGGCCUGGCAGAUCAGUAGGCCUGUCAGCGCUCGUCGUCGAGCUGUGCAAUUAGCAAGGGAGAAUGAAGAUGGAUUUGGCCAUCGAGAAAGCAAAAUAACAACUCCCAAAAAAAUGCUUGUUUUCAAAAAUGGGGAUGUAAGACUCAGACGCACCAUAGUGCUGGGAAAGAAAAAUACACAAACUUUUGAGGCCUUUCUGGAUUAUAUGAGUGAGUUAAUGCAAUAUCCAGUCGUGAAACUAUAUACCACUGAUGGCAGAAAGGUUCCUAAUCUUCAGGCCCUGAUAUUGUGCUCUGGAGCUGUAGUCGCAGCGGGGAGAGAGCCUUUUAAACCAAGCAAUUAUGAUUCUCUUGGGUAUUCACGCCCUGCUAAAUUGCUUGGAAUUGCAAAUCGUGUGUACCCAAAAGCAAAUGCCAAGUCAGAAAGUGAAAAUACUAGGAAAUGGAAGGUGUCAGUCCUCACCAGUGAUAUGCCAUCUGCAGGAACAAGCUCAAAGGUUUAUAUUACAUUGUAUGGGGAUCACAGCAGUUCAGGGCCUAUUUUUCUUGAUGGAGAGGAGGGGAAAUUAUUUCAGAGAGGCAAUGAAGACAUCUUCACAGUUAAUACUGGAAACAUAGGACAUCUCUACAAAAUACGCAUAGGACAUACGAAUGCAGGAAACUCCCCUGCCUGGCACUGUGAAGAGGUGCAGUUGCUGAAUCUGUUCUCAGGGGAGCAGUUUUCUUUCCCUGCACAUCGAUGGCUGGCCUGGGACAGGGCUGAUGGGGAAAUAUCUAUGGAGCUUCCUGUUUUACAGCAGGGUCAGCCUAUUCUUCCAGUGACUGUCUAUGAAGUGCAUGUGACAACAGGAGAAUUGUGGAAUGCUGGAACUGAGGCUGAUGUCUAUAUUUCUGUCUAUGGAGAAAGAGGUGAUACAGGAUCAAGACAGCUACUCAGAUCACAGAAACCCAAGAAAUUUUUAAAAGGACAAACUGACAUCUUUGCUGUUGAAGCUGUGCACCUUGGACAUUUGUACAAGAUUGUUAUAGGACACAAUGGUCUUGGAUCAGGAAACGGCUGGUUUCUGGACAAAGUUGUAAUCAAGGAUCCUGUAACAGAUUUGGAUUAUACUUUUCUUUGUCACAGGUGGCUGGACCAGGGGCAGGAUGAUGGCAAUAUUGCUAGAGAACUGACUGUGACAGAUGCCAGCACGUUUCCAGGACGACAAGAGCUAGAACUCAGGAGAGAAGAAACUUGGGCUACCGAAAAGUGGAAAUUUCAGAAAGGCAAUAUGCUUCAGUUUUACAACAGGCUCACCCGUGGCUUCAUUUGCCUCAGUCCAGAUACCAGAGUUGAUGCUCUUGGUGACAAGAAAAACAAAUAUGGUCUUUUUGAUGUAAAUGUCAAGAGGAGAAAUAUAUGUAUAUUCAGCAGUCAUCAGAUGCCACGUCUUGCUCUUGCUCUUGUCAAUGGCCAUGUAAUUGGAAAGAGCAAAGACAAGACAUGCUGUGAGCUCUGUGUUCACCUUCAACCAAAUGGUUGUGCCAUUCUCGAGUCGGCCAGGAACCCAGGUCACACUGUUACGUUCAAUCUUCAAGGACAAGUAGCUGAUGAAACAACAGGAUAUGCUGGACUUUCCAAAGAAUUUGUUGUGCAUGUCAAGGGUGUGUUUCACCAUGGUGCCAUCAUUCUGCUCAAUACAAGUCCCUGCCAGGCUCUGUCUCUUAGAGCUGAUGGGACCUGCAGCGGAGCUGGUCAGCAGCAGCAGGAAUCCUACUGGAAGGUGCAUAAAAUUGGCUCUGGAGUCUGCAUGUUUGAAAGUGUGAGAAACCCAAGAAUGUAUCUGAAGAUCAAAGAUGAUCAGUGUAAUGGAACAGGCACAGGUGAUGAAUACUGUCACUUUAAAAUUGAGAAGAAUUUGGAAACUGGAUCUGUAAGUCUAGAAUCAGUGCAGAAUAAAGGGAUAUAUGUUGGUCUCCUGCCAGAUGGCCAGACUAAGCCAGUCAUUAACACUGGAGAGAGAAACAUUUUUUUCUACCCACAGGUCAUCAAAUUUGGCCGGGAAGAGCCUAUGGGAACUUCUGCAGCACCCAAUCAAGAGAAGAAAGACUUCAGAGAACCUCAGCUCCAACCAGCAAAAGCCCAGAAGCCAGUAUCCCAAAGCCUUUCAACUUUUCCACCCUCAAAGGAAAUGAGAAAUCCCCAAGGUGGUGAGUGUCCCCUUCCUUCAGAUGAUGAAUGGAAAGUGUCAAUGCUGACAGGAAAUCCAGGAACUGAAGCAAAUGUCGUUCUCUGGAUAUAUGGAGACAGAGGAGUAUCUGGACCAAUAAGUCUUGGCAAGGACAACAGAAAGCAGCUGUUUCUUCCUAGGCAGGAGGAUGAAUUUCAGGUUAAAAUAAAAAACAUUGGGAAUAUCUACAAGAUAAGAAUUGAACUUGAUGAGUUACUGAAUGAACAAUCAGAGUGGAACUUACAAAGGGUGACACUGCAACAUCUAAAGAGCAAGAAAACACUGAAUUUUCCAGCAAACACAUGGUUGUCAAAGAAUCAUGAUGAUAGAGAUUUUCUCUGUGAACUUCCAGCAGUGGAAGCUGGAAAACCUAUCUAUCCAAUUGUUUUAUACCAUGUUUAUGUCUACACUGGUGACAUGGAGCAAGCUGAUACAGAUUCUGCAGUUUAUCUGUGUAUCUAUGGAAAAAGAGGAGAUUCUGGUCUAAGACUUCUGCAUAAAUCUGGUAUACCAGUGACAUUUCAGAGAGGAAUGGUCAAUGCUUUUGAAGUGGAAGCUGUAUCUCUUGGAGAGCUGCAGAAGGUGCUGUUGCGCUGUGAGGCUGGUGCCAAGUCCCAGAUUUGGUACUGUGAUAAAGUCAUUGUCAGAGAAGCUGAGAACAAUUCGGAGUACGUUUUCAAUUGUGAAAGGUGGCUUCCAUUUACGUCCCAAGAUGUAAUUCAUUCAGAAAUUGAGCUGUACCCUCGAGAAUUUCAAUUAAAUCAACAGCUGAAAAUGGAAGAAGAAUCAAACGAAGGAGACUGGAAGAUUACUGUAGUCACUGGGGAUUUUGAAACAGCUGGCACAACAGCAACAGUAUCCCUUUACGCUUAUGGAGAAAACAAAGCUUCUGGCCCUAUUAUUUUGGGAUCUGGGAAACACCAGCUGUUUAAUCCCAACAGUGAAGAUACAUUUAAGAUUAAUUUCAGAGAUCUUGGGCAGCUAUAUAAAAUCCGCAUUGGCCACGACAACACUGGAAAUGAUCCCAGUUGGUACCUGGAGGAAAUCAGACUUGAAAGAGUAGUCCCUCUUUCUGAUGAAGAGAUUUGUCUCCCCAUGGAGUGCUGGCUUGCAGAAGACAAGGGUGAAGGUGAUACCUGGAGGGAAGUGGCGAUAAGAAACCCCACAAAGGAGCUUUUGCCAUUGUUGGUGUAUGAGGUCCAUGUAUACACGGGUGCUAAAUCUGGUGCUGAAACAGAUUCUAAUGUUUAUAUCAACCUCAUUGGGACAAGAGGAGAUGCCGGCAGAAGGAAGCUCCAUAGAUCUAAGAAUAACAACAUAAAAUUUCGACAUGGACAGAUGGAUAUUUUCUGCAUAAAGGCUGUCUCACUGGGAGACUUGGAGAAAGUUCUGAUUAGCCAUGAUGGAACUGGUCCAGGCAAUGGAUGGUUCCUGGAUAAGAUUGUCAUCAAACAUAAAGAAGGAAAGGAAGCUCAGGAGGUUGUAUUUCCUUGUAAUAGAUGGUUAGAUGAAUAUCAAGAUGAUGGGGCAACUGAGAGGGAGCUAACUGCCAAUAAGGAUGGCAAUUCAAUGAAGGCAUUCCUUAAAGCACAACAGUGGAGAGUGCAGGUUAAAACAGACGGAGAUUCCCCAGAGCCACAAGAGUGUAAAAGGACCCUUGUGAUUUAUGGCUCAAAGGGAAAAAGUGAUGAGCUUCUGCUUUCUCCACAAAACCCAGGAUACGUGUGCUUUCUACCCAGAGCAACAGAUGAAUUCAUUGUUGAGACUGGAGAUCUGGGAGAUGUAUACAAGAUUCGGGUCUGCUGUGAUGAUGUGCCAGGCUUUGAGGGUUGGCAUUUGAAGUCUUUUCACUUAGAAGAGAUACGUACAAAACGAGAACUGAACUUUGACUGCAACUGCUGGCUGUCUCUUAACAGAGAAGACAAGGAGCUAGUGAAAGAAUUCCCCGCAGUCAAUGAGGACCAGAAAACUUUACCAGUCUAUAAGUAUGUUGUCUCUGUACAUAUUGGCGACUGCUGGGGAGCAGAAACUUUUGCAAAUGUUUAUAUCACUCUCUAUGGCAAAAGAGGGGACACAGGUGUGAGGAAACUUCAUACAUCUUUAGCAAAAGGAAGAAAAUUUCAAAGGAAUAAGGUGGAUUCAUUUAUGGUGGAAGCUGUUUCUCUGAGUCAUUUGCAAAAAGUGGUCAUAGGACAUGAUGGAAAAGGCUAUGGGGCUGGGAUGUACCUCAGGAUGGUAACAGUCAAACAAUCACAAGACUCAGACAAAGAAUGGGUCUUCCCAUUGUGGAACUGGCUUGAUACUCAUCUGGGAUUAUAUGACACUGUUUGUGAGAUUGCAACAGUUGGUAGAAGGUUGACUUCUAGUCCUAAACUGCCUGAAAUCAACAGGAAGUCAUCAGGUCUCUGGAUAAUGGACAUCGCUGGAUCUGACUUGAGCGACAAAGAGGAUCCAAUAUGCCUUUCUUUUAUCUUCUAUGGCAACCUGAGUCACAAAAAGUUGCCACUUCUAGUUACCGGAAAAGCAAUUCAGAUCAAAGAUGAACUGGCAGAUAUUGGCUCAAUAUACAAAGUUCAAGUAACUGGCCCACAUAGCGAGCUAAAACAGCCAUGGCACUUAGAUUUACUGCAUAUGAAGCACACAGGCACAAAGGAAGAGAUGUAUUUAGCUUUUGACUGCUGGUUCAACCGUAAUGAAGACAAAUGUGUGGAACUGCCAGCUCUCUAUGCAGAUCAGGAGCCUUUGCCUGUUGUGGAAUAUGCAAUCCAUUUGCACACGGGAGACUUGAAGAAAGCAGAUGCCACUGGUGAGGCUUAUCUUUGUAUACAAGGACAAAGGAGUGACUCUGGGAAACGAUGGCUUAACUCGAGAAACAGCCUGAUCACUUUUGCUAGAGGGCAGGUGGAUGUUUUCAAAAUCAAAGCAGUAUACCUUGGCAAGUUGAACCAGGUUCUUGUUGGAUUUAAGAGUCUAAAAAAAGAUGAGUGGUUCUUGGAAAAAAUUGUUAUACAAGAAGUACUCUACCCUUUUUCUGCACAUGUUUUUAUUCACAAUGACUGGAUCAAUAAACACUCAAGGACAGAUUUUGUAGAAGUGGCAAUUCCGCUCAAAGAAACAUCUGUGACAUCUCUUCUCACAAAAAAUUUUGAUACUAAAAGCAGAGGACGAUGGCAAACAUGGGUGCACUGCAUACCAGUACCAAAAGAUGUUCCUGAUAUUAAAGUUGUUGUAUUUGGAAGAAAAGGGAAAUCCCCUGCACAGGAAGUUCAGAAUCUGAAUGACAAUCCAUUUUUGUUGACUGUUGGUGAUAUUGGAGAUAUAACAAAAGUUUCCUUUGUGUUAUUUGGUCCAUGCUUGGGAAGAGGAAUUAAACUUCACAAGCUUCUGCUAAAAGACCUGGACACUAAACAAGAGUUGGGCUUUCACACUGAAGCCCAAUGUCUGUUUGGAGAAGAUGGAUCUGAGACUGUGACAGAGCUAGCAGCCAUCAGGCCAGACAAGCCACCACUCAAGGAAGUUCUUUACUCAAUCAGUGUUCAUACGGGAACAUUGCCUGCAUCAGGGACUGAUGCAGAUGUAUUUAUCACAGUAUUUGGAGAGCAGGGAGAUUCCUGCAAAAGGAGGCUAAGACACUCAAAUUUUGAAAAAGGACAGGUUUGUAUCUCUGAAAUGAGAGCAGUAGACCUUGGACAGCUAAGCAAAGUGCUUGUUGAGCACCAUAAUGUGGGUUAUGGAGCUGGAUGGUACCUGGACCAAAUUGUCAUCCAUGAAUCAGGCAAGACUGAUGGCCAAUAUACAUUUCUUUGCCAGCAAUGGUUGGACAGUGGAGUUGGUGAUGCACAGACGGAACGAAUGUUGAAACUUCUUGGCAAAGUUAGGAAUGGGAUGUUGUCAGGAAAGAUUUAUGGGAUUUGGGAUGUCCUUGUCACAACUAGUGAUAUUUCUUCCAGUUCCAUGAAUCCUAAAAUGUCUCUAACUGUAUGUGAUGAAAAAGGUACCUGUACUUCAGUCAUAUUCCCAAAAGGAUCACUUAAAAAAAAGCAAGUUUAUGAGACUUCAGUGGAACUGAAUAAGAAAUUCAAUACUAUAUUCAAAGUUCGCCUAGAAAUUGAAGAAGCUGGAGAAGGAGAGACUUGGCAUUGUCGUGAGGUAAAGCUUCAACACAGAGAAAGUAAAAAUAUUCUAGAAUUUCCAUUUUGUCGCAACUUUGCAGAUGAAGAAGGAGGAAGAGUUGCUGAGCUUCCAGUUCUGACAGCUGGCUCCCCUUUUCCAGCAGUGAAAAGCUAUGUUCUCUAUAUCACUACGGGAGCACCUCCCGGGUCAGGAACAGACGCAGAUGUCUAUGUCAUGCUGCAAGGCCUUUUGGGAGAUACUGGCAGAAGAAAGUUAAUCAGAAAAGGAGACAAUAAUUUCACUAAAGGAAAGGUGGAUGUUUUUCAAGUGGAAGCAGUAGAUGUUGGGACUCUGCAAGGGAUGGUGGUUGAAAAAGGGAGAGGCUCUGACUGGUUUCUGGAGAAGAUUAUUGUGAAAGAGUCAGCAGCUGCAGGGACAGAAACAUUGUUUAUGGCUCAAACAUGGCUAAAAGACAGACGCGAUGCAAAAAGAUCUGCCACAGUAACUCUGAAGGCCACAGAAAUUCAGGAGAGGAGGAGCACUUCUACCUGGCCUUUAGGAAAAGAGCAAAUGAAUUCAGAAGGCAGAUGGAGGAUUUAUUUCACAAAACAUCAAGAAGAUACAAAAACAGACUUUGAAAAGUUGUCAGAAAAUGUAUCCAAGUUGGUUAUGGUUUUUUAUGGAAGCAAUGGCAAGUCAAAUCCGGUUUCCAUGGAAAACAAAGUGGAACAUCAGGCUAAGAACCAAAUAACAUAUGAUGUACAUUUACCAUCUGAUUUGGGAAUGCUUUAUAAAGUGAGACUUGGUCUCCAGAGUUUGGAAAACAGUAUAUCCCAGUUGUCUCUCCGUCACUUUAAAAUGCAGAACACUUCAACCCUGGAUACCUUUAGUCUCACCAUAAAUAAAACACUUCCUCUUUCUCUUAAUGGAGACAGAUGGAUUGAAUUCCCUGUAGAGUGGCCAUUAAAAGAAGCACUUUCUGUGAUUACAUAUCAUCUAACAGUAUUUUCUAGAAAUAUUUUGAGUGAGAGAAAUCUAGUGCAUAUGACUGCGUGUAUAUACGGUACUCAUGGUGACACAGGGGACAGAUCUCUUCUCUGGUCGUUGCAGGAUGUCCAGCAGGGAGAGGACAAUGAGUCAUUUGUAGUUAUCGUGGAUGCUGUUGAAUUGGGAGAACUGGACAAAGUUGUUCUUUUGAUCAGCAGUAAAACAGACUGCAAACUGGACAUUAAAAAACUGCAUUUGAAAGAAGCUGUAAAGGAGCAUCCUAUCUAUGUAUUUGAAGUGAAUGAAGCAUUUUCUGUGGAUGCAAAUAAGCCAGAAAUCCAGAGAGAAAUCCCAGUAUCUUUUAUUAUUAGAGGAGACAAACAAAGGAAUGACAUAGAUAACUUACUUAAAGAAGGAAGCCAAGCAGGAAAUCUGACAGAGUAUACUAUUAAAGUAUACACAGGUGACAAAAGGGGAGCAGGGACUGAUGCCAAUGUGCAUGUUAUUUUAUUUGGGAAUGAGGACAAAUCUGAGGUAUUUCAACUCUCUCAGUCACUGGAGCAUCAAAACCCAUUUGAAAGAGGAAAGGUUGAUACAUUCAAGAUUAAGACAAAAAAAUUGGGCAACCUACAUUCAAUUGAAAUUGGUCAUGAUGGGAAAGGAUUUGCAAGUGGCUGGUUUCUGGAAAAAGUAGAAAUCACAGAUGCAUCUAGGAAUUCAGUGUAUUGCUUCAACUGUAACAGGUGGCUUGCUGAGGAUGAAAGCAAUGGCCGCACCAUAGUGCAACUUUAUCUAUAGCUGCUUGAUUUCUGAUUCUUUCUGCGUGUGUUGCUUCUCCAAAUUCACACUGAUUUGAUUUACUUGUGUUUUAUAAUUCUGAAGGUAUUGUAAUUACUGUGAAGGAAUGUCAAAACAAUGCAUUAAAAACAUCACAGUAAAUUAAACACACGUAAUGUUGAACACUGCAUUCUGAUCCUAUUAGAGAUGCUCAAAAACUUUGCAUGACUGAAAUUUAGAAAACAGAAAUUUAAAUCUGUAACAUGGCUCUGUGGACUUGAUCUGAGCAUUCAUAAUGGUAGACAUAUGUAGUA